Molecule: messenger RNA, 4845 nt
Organism: Astrephomene gubernaculifera
Lineage: Eukaryota; Viridiplantae; Chlorophyta; Chlorophyceae; Chlamydomonadales; Astrephomenaceae
Source: the annotation of a GenBank genome assembly
CGUGUUCCACGCCAUAGACUAUGCUCCAUACACCAUUUGCAUUAUGGCUAUUAGGCCCCGCCUAAUUUAGCCCAAGCUUCCAUUCGUGACCUUAAUGUAGACUGAAGACGCUGCGGCGCUUGGAAUCGUGUACCUGGCAAUUAGGGCACAGUAGGAUUGGAGUUUUCGUUGUGAAUUGUAAUAUCUAGGCCUAGUUUGCAGCAGGCAGACAUGCAGGUCCCGCUGCCGAGGGAGCGCUUCUCAAGCAAGGUCAUUUAAGAGUUACGAUACGUCGGUUCAAGGCACUAUCGUGUACUAGGACAACGCAAUUACGAGUAUCCUGACAAGAAUGGAUUACCUUAUGUUUACAAGCCACAUGCCUGGCUUUGGGCAGGAGGACGUCGCUAUCUUGGACGGUCUGCCUCCUUUUCAUGGUAGCUGGGCCUUAACCAACAGGCAUGAUGCAGCUUUCCGACAAGGCUCUUCCCUACACUCUGCGACAAGACUGGCAAACGGCCGUUCUCAGCAAGACGAAGACCGCUGGCGCAGUUUCUACGACGGCAUUAACUUCCCUUCCUCGUCAACGGAGCACCAGAGGCAACACAGCCAAACCGCCGUACCAGCUCCCGCCGUUGCUAGUGACACAGCCUCGCGUCUUAUUCCCGGCACCACCAUGGCGCGCAGCUCCGAGGGCCAGUCGUCCUGCUUGUUCCAACCUCACCCAAUGGUACAUGUACAGUUAUACGUGGAGUUACCCGCCACCGCUCACGCGACUCAGCAACACAUGUCAGUUGUCCAGCCUCAUUCCCGGCAACCUAGCCUGCCAACGUUUAGGCCGGCGCAAGCAUUUGGUUUGCCGCCUUCAGAGGACCUGCCGUGGCCUUGGUGUCUGAUGGCCCCUCCACAGACAGCAGCAGAUGCUGCGGCAGUACGUCAAACAGCGUUUGGACAUGUUGAUGCACAACAGGCGGUGGCAGCAGCAGCGGCAGCGAGAAGUACGACGAAUCCAGCAGCAGCAUCGUAUACCUCUGUUGAUAACGGUGGUGGUGGACCUGCUGCUGCUUCUGCCGUACAGCAUUUCCAGGGCGACUCUUACCUCCUCGCAAACGCCCGCCUCCUGAACGGCCACCAGGGACAGCUGCAAGAGCAGUACCCUUUGCUGCCUUUUCCCCAGCAGCAGCAAUACCAGCAGCAACCUGAUACAUUUCAGCAGCAGGAGGAAUUCCGACAAAUGCAGCUGCUAGCCGAGAUUGAAGCCGCCCCCUGGCCCAACCUAGAGCCCUCUGCACAGCUGCAACCCCUAGACUUCACGCGGUUAACCUCUUCGCUCAUGACAACGAACUGCAACAACCGCGCUGCGGCAACCCAUGUGCCCGUGACGCCAAGCCCUACGCCUGCUGCUUUCGCGGCCACUUCACUUGUCACCGUCACCAGGGUUUCCUCGUCCCUGAUGGCAGCGCCGCCGUCAUCAACAGCAGUUCCUGGUGGCCCUUGUGCUCCUGUUGCUGUAGGUGCUGCCGGCAGCCUCGCUGCCAGCGAUGGCGCUGGCGGGGCCGCAUCCACCAGCACCUCCGCUGCUGCCGUGUGCCGUGAAGACUCCUUGCCAUUCGCUACUGCUUCCUCAUACAUGCAGUCACUCCUGCUGCCGCCGCCGCCGCAGCCGUCGGUUACUGCCGCGGGCUACGGCACAGGUGGUGACGGCGUUAUGAACCCAUUCACCAACGCCGCGGGUGGAGUUGGAAGUUGCGCCCCCGGCGGCAUGCAGACGACGAUGGCAGCAGUGGGAUCCUCCGCCGUCUCGCUGCAUGCAUGUGGCGACUCCAUUACAUCUCAGGAGCUGUGUCUUCCGUGUCUUCCGGCGCUGUGCCCUUCAUCCACCGCGCUAGGCAGCGGUGGCAUUACUGCAGGCGCAUCGGAGCUUGAGAUGAAACAGGAGCGGGUGCGGACUGAGUUUCCGCGCGGCGACGGCGUCAAGGCUGAGGGUUGCUGCUACCCCGCCGCCGCUGCUGCUGCAGAUGAUUGCGCGCGCGUCGCGGAAGAAGAUGAGCCACUCGCCGACAUCUUCAUGAAUGCAGACGCCGGUGCUGUUGCCGGCUCGUACAGUGAUUGCGAGGACACCGAUAUCCUCUUUGCCGACGUGUCUCUUUCCGACGUCGACGCCAUUGCCUUUUCCGGUGAUUCCGGCACCACCACCACCACUACUGCGCCCGAUGCUGCUGUUGUCCCUGGCUCAGCCGCCACCGCCGCUGCUGCUCCUGCCAACCCCGCUUCUGGCAGCUUGUAUAGCUUCACUCCACCGCUGUCACCACCACCGCCUGCUGUUGCUGCUGUCGGACCAAAACCGGGCCGCAGCGGUGGCAGCGGCGCUGGUACUGCCGCUACUGCUGCGGCCGCAGGCCGCAGCCCCGCUGCCGCAGCAGGCGGCAGCACCGCCACCGGCUCCGGCCCCGGCCGCAUUGGCUUGGAGGUCCUGCGCGGGCUGUUUGAGGUGCCUGUCAGCGAGGUGGUUCGCAGGUUGGGCGUGAGCGCUACCGACCUGAAGCGGCGCUGCCGGGCGCUGGGCAUCCGGCGCUGGCCGCAGCGCAAGCUAAUGAGUCUGCGGCGGCUGGGCGAGGCCCUGCGGCAUGAACGGGAGCUGCCGGAGGAGAGGCGACGGGCGUUAUUGGAGCAAGUGGCAACGAACCAAAGGGAAAUCCUGGCUGACCCAGAUGUCGAGCUGGCACCCUGCCUCAAGCUCCUACGUCAAGCGCAGUACAAGCGGCUUUUUGAUGAUCGACGCAGCGGUCCCAAGCACCACAAGAACAACAACCGCUCGUCAACGCCGUUUGCUGAAGACUCCGAGUAAGGCGAUGUGAAGACAAUAUCGUUCCGUGAUCGUAAACGUAUGCAGUGAAAAAUGGAUGCCCGUCGUUGUGUUAUGUUUGUUUGUUUGUUCGCGGAUCUAGCAAAGGUGAAAACCCACGCUUUUGUUAACCCAAUGGAAAAAAUUUGGCGGACACGGUUCUAUAAAACCUUCCGUUGUGGAAGGGUGGCAGUGAAAGGUGUGGAAUGUUGAGCCCGUUAAGCCCGUGGACCCAGUGGCAGGAAUGCAGGGACAGGUCUUCCAGCACAUCGUUGCGUCCCAUGGUGCUCCAGGGUUGAGAGCAACCGUCUCUUCUUAGGACACUCGUUUAUGAAGCAUUUGGAAGAAGAGAAACGCAUGUAUAGACUCCUAAAUGGCAGUGUUGCCACAGGUAUGGUUGCCGUGCGUUGUACAAGCUCAGUGUCAGGCCCUCCUGGGCAGAGUACGGUAGUUGACGUACGGAGUAGUCAUUGCUCGUACAAGUUGUACGGUAACGUGCAGGGCGGUUUUGCAAGCAUGUUGUGUACCUUGUGCUGAACGGCCGGGCUGUGCAGAUUGCGGUUGUGCUGUCAUCAUGCACCGGCAGGCUUAGCUGCACGCUUGCAUGCUGCUUUCGAAGGACACUAGCCGCAAGCUAGAUGCAUACCUGUUUGGUUGGUAAUGGAAAGGCAACGAGUUUCCCAACGCUCUGUCCGCGGGGCAUGCCCUGUCAUACGUGGUAUUGUGGUGGUCGUAAGUCGUUGUGCUUUACAAUGGCGCUUUGGCGUGCAAGCAUACGAUGCAUGGCUCGGGCGUGUUAUCGCAAGUGCGUCGAGGUUAUCAUUAAGUGCGUGCGUCGGUCAUCAGUGAAGGUGUGGCAUGGCGUGGCUGUCGAAAGCUGCGCAGCUGAGGGCUUCGUAGAACGUGAUAUGUAUGGUAGCUAGCGCGGUUUUCGCGCUGGGUUUGUGUUGGUGCUUUGGUGCAGUAUUAUCAGCAGCAGGAGCGGUAAGCAGCCACCCUGACUACGGUGCCCUACGACAGGUAGCAAAGCAGCGCAGGAAGGGUAGUGGUUGCUUCGGUGGCAUGUGAUUCUGCUGGUUGGUGUGUUGUGGUAUUGUGGCGGGUUCUGGGGUCCCGGUGCUGGCGGCGGCGCCUGAGGCCAGCGCCAGCUAGCCCCCAGGUCGGGGCGUGGAAAACGGCGCGUUGGACUGGCGCAAAUACAAACUUAGUUUAGACGGGGCUUUUGUCACGGAGGGCCCAGCAGUACCUUUUUUCAUUGAUCCAGACAUUGCUGAAGAGUUGCGUUAUGCAUGUGCUCUUCUCUUACCAUUACUUGUUGGCGUCUUGAAACCUGGAUGAAUGAACGACUAGUGCAGUGGCUCCCCAAGAAGAGAACAUGGAUGGGUGGCACCAGCUGGGCGCGGGCUGGGCUGGCGUUAAGGGGCCUCAUGUCGAUUUGCAGGGCCUGUUUGUGGCCUCUGUCGCAUGCAGUGCCGCGCAAAUUCGCCAGGUUUCCGUGCUCUUGUCCGUGAGCUGGUGCAAGUGUGGUACGGCGGUCCUGGGUUCCGUGCCGUGCCGGCUACGGGUUCUGUGGAAGAACUGGUGCGUGCCUUUUGGCAGGAAUGCUCCUGAUUAGGUGAAGGGAUGAAAGGGCGGUGAUCUGAUACGGCCAUGAUCCGAAACGUAUGGGCUCAGCAUAGGCCUUGACGAUCUUCCUUUGCAUUGCCCUUGAUGUGGCGCUUGCUUGGCGCACUCAUGCAUCCUCUCCUCGUUCAGUAUUUGUGCAGUGAGACGUGCAGUUAUGACUCCUGCUGCAUUCCCUGUGCAUUAGCACUGGCUGCCGUGUUUGGGCAACCAUAAUGCCCUGUCUUAUUCUCACUUCCUGUGCCCCUGAUUUUCUACUCACUAGUAGGCGUGCUGCAGCGUAUACGGGCUGCUUGGCACCCACGUUGCUAAAGACAUGCGAGUUGUGAGGGACGGCAGUUGUUGUUUUACAGUUAUUAUUGUUAGGGAGCGAGGCAGUGGGUGGAAAGGUUGAACGGUGG